Molecule: messenger RNA, 1384 nt
Organism: Myxocyprinus asiaticus (Chinese sucker)
Lineage: Eukaryota; Metazoa; Chordata; Actinopteri; Cypriniformes; Catostomidae
Product: phosphoribosyl pyrophosphate synthase-associated protein 2
Exons: 11
Coding region: 171-1244 (357 amino acids)
Biological process (GO): 5-phosphoribose 1-diphosphate biosynthetic process; purine nucleotide biosynthetic process
Cellular component (GO): cytoplasm; ribose phosphate diphosphokinase complex
Molecular function (GO): magnesium ion binding; ribose phosphate diphosphokinase activity
Source: RefSeq, a predicted model, not a curated record
GAAACGCUAUGUAUCUGUCGACCAUCGUGGACAUUUUCAGGUGCAUGUGAAACAAUAAAUUAUCGAAGAGAUCGAGUAAAAUAUCAAAGCUGGAAGGGCUCAGCAGUGCCUGGGUGCCCAGGGAGCCACUGCCUGAGUCCCUAGAGGUAGACACCGAAAAACCACAGGACAUGAGCGCAGCCAAAGGCGGCCUGGUCAUCUUCACGGCCAACUCCAACCCCUCCAGUAGAGAGCUGGGGAAGAGGAUUUCACAGCGGUUGGGUGUGGAGCUUGGGAAGGUGCAGGUCUAUCAGGAAGCAAACAGAGAAACACGGGUCCAAAUCGAGGAGUCUGUGCGUGGUAAAGAUGUCUUCAUCAUCCAGACUGUGUCCAAGGAUGUUAAUACCACUAUCAUGGAGCUGCUCAUCAUGGUGUAUGCCUGCAGGACCUCCUGCGCACGGAACAUCAUCGGUGUCAUUCCCUAUUUCCCCUACAGCAAACAGUGCAAAAUGAGGAAAAGAGGCUCCAUUGUGUCUAAGCUGCUUGCCUCCAUGAUGUGUAAAGCAGGUCUGACUCAUCUUAUUACGAUGGAUUUGCAUCAAAAGGAAAUUCAAGGUUUCUUCAACAUUCCAGUGGACAAUCUUCGGGCUUCACCAUUCCUGCUACAAUACAUCCAAGAAGAAAUUCCUGACUACAGAAAUGCUGUAAUUGUGGCCAAAUCUCCAGCAUCAGCCAAAAGGGCCCAGUCAUUUGCCGAAAGAUUGCGACUGGGCAUUGCUGUGAUCCAUGGUGAAGCCCAGGACGCUGAAUCGGACCUGGUGGAUGGACGCCACUCCCCACCCACUGUCAAGAACAUAGGAGCUAUUCAUCCGAGCCUAGAGAUACCUUUGCUGAUUCCCAAAGAAAAACCUCCGAUAACUGUGGUAGGAGAUGUGGGUGGACGAAUAGCCAUUAUAGUGGAUGACAUAAUUGAUGAUGUUGAUAGUUUUCUGGCAGCAGCUGAAACGCUGAAAGAAAGAGGUGCCUACAAGAUAUUUGUCAUGGCCACUCAUGGAAUCCUGUCCUCUGAUGCACCUCGGCUAAUAGAGGAGUCUGCCAUAGAUGAGGUAGUUGUCACCAACACAAUUCCACAUGAGAUCCAGAAACUACAGUGUCCUAAGAUUAAGACUGUGGAUAUCAGCAUGAUACUGUCAGAAGCCAUUCGGCGUAUCCACAAUGGGGAAUCCAUGUCCUACCUGUUCCGUAAUAUAGGCGUGGAUGAUUAACAGGGACAGUCAGUCAGCCAGUCUUUCCAUGUCAUUUCCAUUCACAGAGGUCAAGGCUUUUUCAGUCCCAGAAUUAUUUUGGUUAAAGCUAUAGCCUGUAUCAUUUAUUCGUUUUUUUUUUCUUUUUUUUUUCUCACAAA